UUUUUGAUGUUAGUACGACAGAAUUGAGGAGCGAGCUAGAGGAAAUUAGGAAAAGAGCAAUGGAAUCUUCUCCAAAAGCAACAAACAGGCCUCACGCCGUGUGUAUCCCACACCCAACACAAGGCCACAUAAACCCAAUGCUUAAUCUGGCCAAAUUGCUUCACCACAGAGGCUUCCACAUAACCUUCGUCAACACCGAGUUCAACCAUAAACGAAUGCUCAAUUCUAGAAGAUGCAAAUCCCUCGACAUCUCGCCGGACUUCCGUUUCGAAGCUAUACCGGACGGUCUUCCUCCUCCUCCGACCGGCGAUGAUGAUGAUGCCGUUCAACAUGUUCCAGACCUCUGUGAAUCAAUCGGAAACAAGUGCUUGUUAGACCCGUUUCGCAACCUUCUUGCCAGGCUCAACGAGGGCAGAUCGUCUAAUGGCUUCAGUACUGUUAAUCCACCGGUAAGCUGUAUUGUUUCAGAUGGUAUUAUGACAUUCACUAUUGAAGCUGCAGAAGAGCUGGGAAUACCGGUUGCGCUCUUUUGGACUGCCAGUGCCUGUGGCUUCAUGGCCUAUAAACAAUAUUGGGAUCUUGUUGAUAAAGGUCUUAUACCACUCAGAGAUGAAAGCUACUUAAGAAAUGGAUAUUUAGACAACACUAUUAUAGACUGGAUUCCUGGAAUCGAAGAGAUUAGACUGAGAGAUAUUCCAAGCUUCUACGUAAAUAGUAGCACAAAUGCAAAUGAGUACACAAUGAUGAAAUUUAUCACAGCGGAGAUAGAGGCAACUUCUAGAGCUUCCGCCAUAAUCAUAAACACUUUCGACACGCUGGAGGACAAAGUGUUGGAAGCUAUGAAGGUGUUAUCACCUCCCCUUUACACGGUGGGGCCCAUUCAUGAGCUUGUGAAAAUGGCUCCAACGACUCCUAUCGGAUCCAAUCUCUGGAAAGAACAAGUGGAAUGCCUCCAAUGGCUCAACUCCAAGCAACCCAGAUCGGUGCUUUAUGUCAACUUCGGAAGCAUCAUCUUCAUGACCUCAAGUUCCUUUCAGGAAUUCGCUUGGGGUUUGGCCAACAGCGGGAAACCCUUCAUCUGGAUAGUUAGGACUGAUCUCAUUGUCGAUAGUGAUUCAGCAGUUGUUCUGUCGCCGGAGUUUCUAGAAGAGACGAGAGGGAGAGGUUUCGUGGCGAGUUGGUGCCCGCAGGAGCAGGUCUUGAGCCACCCGUCUGUCGGGGGGUUCUUGACGCAUUGCGGUUGGAACUCCACCCUCGAGGCCUUGAGUGCUGGCGUGCCCAUGAUUUGUCGGCCGUUCCUGUCGGAGCAGCCGACCAAUUGUAGGUUUUUGUGCACCAAAUGGGGCGUCGGUUUCGAGAUCGAGGGAGGAGACGUUAAAAGAGAUCAAGUGGAAAAGGUUGUAAGGGAGUUGAUGGAUGGAGAGAAAGGCGAGGAGAUGAGAAGGAAGGCCGUUGAGUGGAAGAGAAAGGCUGAGGAGGCCACUGCGCCUGGUGGUUCUUCAUGGCUAAAUUUUGACAAGAUGGUCAAGGAGGUACUUACGGCAGCAUCAUCAAUGUAAGCCCUAAGAUUAUUGGACGAAUAAGUCUAAGAGCACCAAUAGAAAGUGGACCAAUGCUAUGAGACUAUUUGAUAAGACUCGAUUUCUAUUAGUUGCGGUGCUUAGUAUAAGUUUUGUUACUCCACGGUUGUAUUUUACAUUAUAUUUACGUGAUUUUCGACCAACAAAGGAAAUACAUGAUUUCUGUUUUAUUGUUGAAGAUCCCAUUCUUCCGCUGAAUCCCCGUCCAUCUUGCAGCUUCUGUUGGGUUUUUGUGAGUUGAAUGGCCAUGUUGUGAACUGGGCUUAUGUGAUGGGGAAGGGUUGAGAUUGGAUGUAGGUGGAAGUUUCAAAUAAUUUGUUUUUUCUGCAGAAAAAC
Molecule: messenger RNA, 1916 nt
Organism: Morus notabilis
Lineage: Eukaryota; Viridiplantae; Streptophyta; Magnoliopsida; Rosales; Moraceae
Product: 7-deoxyloganetin glucosyltransferase
Exons: 2
Coding region: 60-1559 (499 amino acids)
Molecular function (GO): UDP-glycosyltransferase activity
Source: RefSeq, a predicted model, not a curated record